CCCGUCGGCAAGGAAGCGAUUUGCUUUCGUGAAGCUGGAGGAGUGAAGCAGUGAAGAAAAGUACCCACGGGACCGGGAGCCACGGGUACGAAGAUGGGCAAGAAGUCGAAAACAACACCGGAACUUGGCGAAGCCAGGUCCGCUCAAGUGGUUCGAUCGUGUGAUUCUGCGGCUCUUCGACAUUAUCUCGGAGCGAGCAAGUCCCGGCGACGAGCCGUAUGUCCGGGCUGGAGACCGGACCUCGUUCGGGGUUCUUGUGGGGGAAAGCGGUGGGGACUGGUGGCAGGCAGGCCGGACGGCGUGGACGGAAGUGGUCAAAAGUGGGCCAGGACCGCCGCCGGAAUCGAGGACAAACCUCACUGGCCCGAGAGUGGGUGAAGCUUAGCCUGGCAAGCGACGUGGACGAAUCCCGUCAAACUCCUUGGUUUUUGCCUCUUUCGUGUGGAGAUAGUAACAGAAAAGCAUGUACACAGUGGUACGUACAAAAUUUGGGAACUGUUUUGCCCAACAAAAAAAAAAGAAUUAUCUCUGUUCCGAGAUUUCCCAACAGAAUGUCUCGUCGCGCGGCGCGAGGGCGCGCAAGCACCAAUCUGGCCAUCGCAUUAGGGCAUGAACCAAAUGUAACCCCCACUCCGACCUGCAUGAAACCCCGCCCGAUGUGUGAAUCUGCAACCGAGGAGGGCCCCUUGGCCCUUGCACCCAAACCUGGGAGCGGGUGGCUUGGAGGACCCUGGUGUGGGAAAAGAACACCAUGUGAAGAUGAGUUGUCGAGGACGUCUCCAGGGAUAGAUGAUGGCAAAGAGCAGAGCCAGACACGUCCAGACUCUCAGACUUGGGAAAAUAAAGAGAGCCGUUUUGGCAGGGGCAAUGAUUGAAGCGCACGUCCGGGUACGAUGAAACAGCCCUGUGCAAGUGAAGUGGCUGAAGAUGG
Messenger RNA from Neurospora tetraspora, 931 nucleotides. RefSeq lists its product as uncharacterized. NCBI's taxonomy places the organism in Eukaryota, Fungi, Ascomycota, Sordariomycetes, Sordariales, Sordariaceae. The coding region runs from base 219 to 875 and encodes 218 amino acids. The record is from RefSeq and is a predicted model, not a curated record. The transcript has a single exon.